Molecule: messenger RNA, 2906 nt
Organism: Patella vulgata (common limpet)
Lineage: Eukaryota; Metazoa; Mollusca; Gastropoda; Patellidae
Exons: 2
Coding region: 211-1599 (462 amino acids)
Biological process (GO): DNA recombination; DNA integration
Molecular function (GO): DNA binding
Source: RefSeq, a predicted model, not a curated record
CGUCACGUCACUAUUUAUGGCCAAGUUAUGUUAACAACUGAGUAAUGUUUAUUGAACAUGUUUUCGUUGAUUAUUCAAUGUGAGCAUAACUUAAAAGAAGAAUAAGUACAUUGAUCAGUAGUUAGUACGCAUGUAUAAUAGGAGCUUAGAUUCGUGUGUAUCAGUUUGAGAAGAGGUUUCCUUCUUGCUGCAGUUCUGUGUCUUUUUAUAAUGGAUAGUGACGACGAUUUUCCCGUGUCUUCUCAAAGUGUAAUUAACCAGGAGUAUUCGGACACUUUAUUAACACAAGAGGACAAUUUUAACAUGUAUUUCAAUGAUGAAAAGAUUAAACCUAUCUACAGCGAUAUAAGCAGUGAUAAUGAUGAAACUGUGGAAAUUAAACCAGCUGAGGUAGACACCCGGUUCGCAUCACCUAUAACCGACGAUGCGAUGUCAUCUUUGACGAAGAAAAUUAUUCCGGGAACAACUGAAAAGACAAUAUCAUGGGCAUGUCGACUCUUUGAAAGCUGGAGAAAGGCUAGAAAUGACAAAAUCCGACAAGGAGAUACAUCUGGUCAUCAACUGAGUUUCAUAACACGUGAAUUAGACUUUUUAAACGAUGAUGAACUAAGUUAUUGUUUGAGUAGGUUUAUUGUCGAAACCAGGAAAGCUGAUGGCAAUGAAUACCCACCUAAAACGUUACGCCAACUGGUUUUGCUCAUUCAAAUGCACUUGAAUAACAUUGGCCGCCCAGUUAAACUGUUAUCAGAUCCGAUUUUUAAUGAGCUCAGGAAUACUCUCGACAACUCUAUGAAAAUUGGUGCCAGUAAAGGGAAUGGAUUAUUGACGAAACAAGCUGAUGUAAUUUCUAUUGAUGAAGAAAAUAUCAUGUGGAAACAAGGUAUUUUAGGAAAUUCGAAUCCACAAACUUUGCUGGACACGAUUGUGUAUCUUUUUGGAUUAAACUUUGCUUUGCGGAGUGGUGGUGAGCAUCGUAAUUUAACUUUGGAUCAGUUAUGCAUAGGCGAAAAUGAACAGGCACCUUAUCUAAGAUAUACAGAGAAAAUUAGCAAAACUAAUCAGCGUGGACUGAAAGAAUUUAGAGUGAAUCCCAAGUGUGUGACGGCAUAUGGAAGUGACGACCCUAAAAGAUUCAUAGUGAAGCUGUAUCAGCAAUACUUGAGUUUGAGACCUGAACAUGCUAUGUCUAUGGUAUAUCUGCGACCAUUGAUUAAACCAACAGAAAAGAUGUGGUAUGCAGCAGCACCUGUUGGCCGGAAUACACUGGCGAACACCGUCACAAGGUUAUGUGAAGCGGCUGGAUUUAAAGGAUUCUUCACUAAUCAUUCCUUGAGAGCUACUUGUGCGACUCGCCUGUUUAGAUCUGGUGUGGAUGAACAGCUCAUAGCAAAGACCACAGGACAUAGAAGUAACGCUAUACGCGCAUACAAGCGAUCGAACACCGCACAAGAGGCCUUUGUUAGUAGUGUGAUCCAAGGCCAGAGUUCAUCGUCUACUACUGUCCAGUCAUCUAAACGACCGCUGUCUGACGAUCCAGAUACCACUUCGGAUGGUAAACGACGGAGGAGUGUACAUAUUUCAUUAAAUAUAAAUUGUUAAUGUGACAUUAAAAAAAGAAAAAUGUACUGAAAUUGUGUUGUAUUUCUUUCAAUCAAAAUUAGAGCAAGGCAUUAAUAUUGCGAUUUGGCCAUUUUUGGCCAUUAAAAAUUGCUGCUUUAGAUUUGAAUUUGUUGGGACAGGAGGUGGGAGGGGGCGAAGAAAGUAGUCCCAGUCAUGGUAUAACUAACAUUUCAGUUGGUUAUACCACGCCGAAGAUCAAAGAAGUUAUGGUCUAAUUGAAUUUAAUUUGUGUUUGACAUCAUUGUACUCUGUCAUAUACUCUUCGUUUUCUAUUAAUUUUGUAUCAAGGUUUUCAAAUUGUUGUAUAAUAUCUGCCUUUAAAUUUCGUCGAACCUUUUGUUUUUGUUUUGUAUACUUAAUCGUGCAUAGUUUGAUUUUAUACUUUACAUAGUCCCAUAGUCCACGCUUAUCGGAGGGAUUAAAAUAUUCCUGUUUCCAUACUUUUAGUUCAGAAAAAAUUAAUGCCUGAUAAAUUUUAUCUGUUAUAAGGGUAGAAUUAAACCUCCAAAGGUUUUGGCCCCCUUUAUGUUUGCAAAAAUUUAGACAUAUCUGUAUUGCAGAAUGAUCACUAAAGGUACAUGGAAUGAUUGUUGAAGACUUUAUGUUAUUUAUCGUAGAUUCAGAGACUAGCCAAAAGUCUAUUCGGCUGUGAAUUGUGGGUCGUUUUUGUUUCCACGUAAACUGUUUGACGAGAGGGUUAAGGUUUCUGAAUAUAUCAAUAAGAUCAACGUUAUUCAUGAUUUUGAAAAUUUGGUUCUGCCCUUUCUUUUUAAUUCGAUAAUUUCCACCCAUUCGGUCGUAUUCUUUAUCUAGAAUGUUAUUAAAAUCUCCUCCGAUGAGAACGGUUGUAAUUUUAUUAUUAACUAUUUGUUUUAUUUCGUUCUGUAAAAUUUGGAAAUAUUCAUUUUGAUCUCUGUCAUUUAUUGGACUGUAUGUAUUUGCAAUUGUGUAUGAUUUGUCUUCUAUGCUAAAUCGUGCUAUAUUAUAGUAACCAUUUUUGUCAUUAUUAUGCCCAAUGAAGUCAAUGUUCGUUAAAUUUGAACCACAAAGGAUGGCGGUGCCCGCCGAGUUACUCUUGCCAUGCGCAUAAAUGAUUGUACCUCCCCAUUCAUCGGUCCACAGCUUUUCGUCACCUAAUGUACUGUGAGUUUCUUGAACCAGUAUAAUAUCAAAGGCUUUGUCUUUUAACCAAAUGAAAAAUUUUCUUCUUUUAAUUUUAUCCCUGAGGCCGCGAAUGUUAAUAGAUACAAUUUUUUAUGUGAUUGUCAUUGUUAUAGAGAGUUAAA